AUGUCAGACGAUCUCAAAGACGAAAUAGAGGCUCUCAACUCCAUCUACGGAGACGACACUCUUCGGCCCUCGCCGCCCAACUACAUCCUUGUCCUACCCGGCGGCCCGGGCGCCACGUCCCUGACCAUCCACUUCUCGGACUCGUACCCAGACGUGCCGCCGGAGGUCCUAGGCACCCACAGCGCCGGCGAGAACGCUCCCCGCGGCGCUGGAGCGCGCGACCUCGCCAUCUUCCGCGAGGCCGUUGCCGCCGUCUACCAGCCCGGCGCCGUAUGCCUGUUUGACGCCGUCGAGGAGUUCUCGAGACUGCUGGAGGUGCACGCGGAUACCGAGCCGUCGGCGCCGUCGCCUUCGCUCCGCGAGGAGGCUGAGCACGAGACGCAACCCGCGCCUUCGUUCCUCUCGGAGGAGCCGCCGUGGAUCGCCUCGGAGCCGUUCGUCGAGCUCAAGUCGGUGUUCCUCGCCCGCGCCGCCCCCGUCACCUCGCCCGAGCAGGCAGCCGGCUACGUCCAGCACCUUCUCGCCACGGACAAGAAGGUCCGCACGGCGACGCACAACAUGACGGCGUGGCGCAUCCGAGGACCGAACGGUACCAGCUUCCAGGACUGCGACGACGACGGGGAGACGGCAGCCGGGAGCCGCCUGCUUCACCUGAUGCAGUUGAUGGAUCUGUGGGAUGUCAUGGUGGUGGUGUCACGUUGGUACGGUGGCCAGAAGCUGGGCCCGCGCCGGUUCGCGCUGAUUAACAGUGCUGCGCGAGACGCUUUUGUCAAGGCCGGUUGGGUGGAGGAAGCUGGGCAAGGCAAGAAGAAGGGGCACAGCAAAUGA
Colletotrichum higginsianum IMI 349063 is the source of this 828-nucleotide messenger RNA. RefSeq names its product RWD repeat domain-containing protein. The record is from RefSeq and is a predicted model, not a curated record. Lineage: Eukaryota; Fungi; Ascomycota; Sordariomycetes; Glomerellales; Glomerellaceae. Gene Ontology annotation, cellular component: cytoplasm. The transcript has a single exon. Gene Ontology annotation, biological process: regulation of translational initiation. The coding region runs from base 1 to 828 and encodes 275 amino acids. Gene Ontology annotation, molecular function: protein binding.